UGAAACGGCACGCGGAAACUGUAAAGUCAAUUGCAAAGCGCCAGUUGCUCUCCAAAGUUAGCGGGCUACAUCCACAAACACCACCAUUUCAUGUUAACACCAGCGGGUUCCUUACGUGAGCGGGACUUUGGAUAUUAACACAGAUAGCGUGUCUUAUAAACACACUCACCGAGCUGUCAGCCUCAGGAGAAAGUUAUGGCACAGGACGAGUCGCUGGUCUCCUUGAAUGGGACUCAAAUUUCCUACAUCGGAAAUGACUGCAAGGACAUCCCAGACUUCCUCGGAGACACGUAUGGCAACUUUGCAAAAAGGCUGGAUCUCAGUUUCAAUCAGCUCAGGUCACUGGCGGGCCUCAAAAUGUUCACCGAGCUGGAAGAGCUGGUCGUUGACAACAAUCUGCUUGGAAAUGACCUCCGGUUGCCCAGGUUACCCAACCUCCACACCUUAACACUCAAUAAGAACCAACUGACUGAUAUCGAGGCCCUGCUGGAACACUUGGCUGAUGUGACCCCGUCACUGGAGUACCUGAGCCUGCUGGGAAAUGAGGCCUGCCCCAACCAGCUGGUCAGCCCGGAUAAGGAUGAGGACGACUACCAGAGAUACAGGUACUUUGUUCUGCACAAGUUGCCCCAGCUGAAGUUUCUGGACAGCAGGAAGGUAACCAAAAAAGAAGUGACGGAGGCGCAGGCGAGAGGAGCAUUCAUGAAAGUGGUCAAACCAAAGUCGGAAGCUCUGUCUAAUGAAGCUGGGUCUGAGAGUCACCCACUGCCCUACACUCCUUUGCCUCGAGGAUCCAGAGAUGCCAAGAACCACAAAGGGGUAUUCGCCAAGUGUCGCUACGUCUACUAUGGCAAGCACUCAGAAGGCAACAGAUUCAUCCGAAAUGACCAACUCUGAUGGACAGCUGGUCCGGCAUAAAGAGGGACAUGAGUGACAAAGGAUGUGAACAGAAGGAAAGAGGAUCAAAUCUGUCACUUAUUUAUUGAAACCACUGGUGAUAUGUGAGUCUACUGAUCUCCCACUGGUAGAAAGAUUUAAACGUCAUCAAAAAAAGUUUGUUAUGUCAGGGGAACGGGUUUUUUAAAGUUUCUAUUCCAGCCCCAUAGUUAUGGCCUCCGCUGCUGAGCUGGGUCUGCUUCUGCCUCUCUGCUUCCAGCUCAGAGUCAGAGUCAGAGAUGACACUCCCACUGACAUGAUUGCCUCUAAGCAUCAGCAACCGCACAACUCCAGACACACACAACACACACACACGCAAGGACAGUCUCUCUCUUACACACUGUCAGUGACAAACACACCCAGCCAAUUGCAUCCUUUUCUUUGACAGACAUGAUGGAUCACCCGUCCACUACCGCCACUAAUCAAGGGUGAAAGGGGUGACGGUCACACACCUGGGGCCUGACAUGGACUCAUCUCUCUCUCGCUUCUCUUUCUCUUUACACACACACACACACACACACACACACAUAUAUAUAUAACUGCUGUUUAAAGCAUUAAGACAUUGCAAAGAAUUUGACAGAACAGCCUGUUUUAAUAUUCCAAAGAAUUUCAAUCCAAACCUGAGGCAUGAUCAGUCUGUUUUGUUUAGCUUGUGGCAAUAUGCAGAAUGCUUUGCCUUUUUUUGUUUGAAUUUUAUUGAAUGAAUUUUAUGUUUGUGUCUCUUAGAAAAGAAUGAGAAACUGUCCCCUUUAAAGUCAGACAUGUCUGAUAUCUUAGCAAUGCUUUCUGUUGCAUGUAGGGCUGCCCCCGAAUAGUCGACCAAACGUUAGUCGACCAGAAAGGUUAUUAGUCGACAGGAUUUUAUUGGUCGCUUAUACAAAGAAAAACAUGAAACUCUAUUAGGAGCUGCGCCUUGUCAAAAUAAAUCAAAACUUUUAUGACUGGACCAUGUAGGAAUUUAAUUUGAAUGGACAGACACAGGAAGUGGCCACUUUCAGCAGUCAGACAGGAGUCGUGUUAAUUUCCAGGGCUGGUACCUGCGGUUGUUCCACAGGCUAGUUAAUAACACGUCGGGCAGGAAAUCCAAAGUGUGGGAUCAUUUUGAGAAGGUGAAGGACGAACCCAAGGUGAUAUGUAAACUCAUCUUCAUUGGUCGACUACAAACAUGGCGUAUCAUCUGAAACAUGUCAGUAGCUACAUGCCCAUUAGCCACUUAGCACAAUCAUUACUGCUUUGCCGACAGCGUCAUUAACAGGCGGCUCGCUCAGUGUGUGACGUGCACUUGUAGAUAAAAUAUAGGCCUAUAUUAAUGAAGGUUCAUUAGUACGGUUUUGUAUUUCUCUGUAAUGUAGCACAGUGUUAACAAUGUUACUGAUACUAUUCUUUCUCACACCUUCAACUCAAACCAUUGUGUUGCCCCGCCCAAAAUAUAUCAUUUAGAAUAAUAUCGCAAAACAUGCGGGCGACUAGUACGACUUUUGGUCGACUAAGAAAACUCUUAGUCAGGGAGGUCGGGGGCAGCCUUAGUUGCAAGUGUGUAUGCAUUAGUACAUGUGUUAUUUUCUGGAUGAAAUGCAGCUUUAAAUGUCAAAAACAUUCCAAAUACCAGCUUUAAUGACGAACUGAGUUGUAACCAAGUAUGCAUUCCGGGUGUAUCAUUGUGUAUUUUAGCGCCAUUUUCUCAUGUUGUCUUUCCCACUGUGUUUCUUCAACCAGCUGACUACUUGAUACUGAAAUAUAUAAAAUAUAUGAAAGUAUUAUUAUAAACAAAAUCUAAAACAUAAUCUUCAUAACAAUCAAAUGCACUGUAUUUUUAUGUUUACAUUUUAUAAUAUUUUUAUGAUCACUGUGUAAUGUGUUUAUUACAACCCAAGUCAAAGUUCUGCCAUCUUAGUUAAAGUUCCCCAGACAACCUUCCAAUCUGAAAAUUUGAUAUUGACAAUGUGAUAAAGCUGAUAUGAUAUACAACUGUAUAAGCUGGAUGUCUUGAAGAAAUUCAAAGGGUCAGCUAACGUGUCUCUGGUGAGAUUGAUGCAGAGCUGUAUUUGCUCAGGUUAUAUCUGUCUGCUACCACAAUAAACUGUUUUCCUAAUG
Messenger RNA from Epinephelus moara (kelp grouper), 3030 nucleotides. RefSeq names its product leucine rich melanocyte differentiation associated (gene lrmda). The coding region runs from base 196 to 897 and encodes 233 amino acids. Gene Ontology annotation, molecular function: protein binding. The record is from RefSeq and is a predicted model, not a curated record. The transcript is spliced from 7 exons. Lineage: Eukaryota; Metazoa; Chordata; Actinopteri; Perciformes; Serranidae. Gene Ontology annotation, biological process: melanocyte differentiation.